CAGGCGUCCGGGCCGUCUCUUCGGUAACUCACCCUCGAGCCAACCCUGAUUGCCGGAUAGAGGCUUACAGCAGACCGAGUCCUCAGUGUCGUGAACUUAUCUUACCUAAGCCGUUGAUCAGCUUCCUCCCCUUACACAUCACUUCAAGUUGUUACCACUGGUGAUCGCGGCUGCAAGAAAAACGAUCUUCCUACGCCAGUAUCGCGCAACUUCAAGGAGGGGUGUAAGUUGUCAGAGUCAACUUGCAGCGUUGACUGGGGAAGUGCCCCCCCCAAAGAGCCUCACUCCCUGCUGUCAGCUCGUCUCCACGUUAGUUUCUCCCGACCGACCCGUCUUGAGGAGCCGAAGCAGACCACAAACCACCCAUUCCCAGUCUGACGAGUCUGAGUGGACAAGUCAAGAUGAGAUUCCUCUGCCUCCCUGGAGCUUAUGGCAGCUCUGAUAAAUUCCAGGUGCAGUUGGCACCGUUUGUGAAGGAACUUACCGAAGACGGAUCGGCCACAUUUCAUUUCAUCCACGGGCCUUGCAAGGCGGUGCCUCCAGAGGGCUUCGAGGAGUACUUUGGGAAGCCACCGUAUUUCCGCUUCAUCGAACCGGACAGGGAUGUGGAAAAGACGCAUCAAGACGAUGUCUUGGCCAGAAUCCGGGACUUUCCGGAUUGCGAGACGCCCGAAGACACCAUGCGGGAACUGAUGCGAGAAGGCAUCGCGACUACGCACCGGAGCACCGACAAUGCGCUCAAGUAUCUGCUCAGAAUCAUGCAGGAGCGCGGCCCAUUCGACGCCAUCAUCGGGUACUCGGAAGGCGCCACAGUAGCCGCCACGCUUCUCCUCCAUGAACAGCGAAGGUUCAAGAAAAAGGGAAUCAAACCCAUGUUCAAGUACGCAAUCUUCUUUGCCGGAUGGCCUCCGGUCGACCCGGACACACAUGCAAUGAUUCUGAGUGACGAGUCGGACGCCACGAUUGAGAUCCCGACAUGCCAUAUCAUUGGCUCGCUCGAUCCCUAUGUGCACGGGUCUUUGGCGCUUUACAACGUCUGCGAUCCGGACACCGCUUAUUUGUUCGAUCAUGCGAAGGGCCAUACCCUGCCGCGUGACAGGGAGACGGUCAAGGAGCUUGGAGAUGUUGUUCGAGGCGCCAUCAAAACCUAUGGCAUUCACUGAUAUGCCUGGCGUUCUGAAUUUCUUCGUUCUAUUAGGAACAACAUCGCAUUCCAAUAUUGAGCCUUAGAGUAAAUAGGUUUCUAGGCCUCGUGUUCCGGGUUCUCCAUACGAAUGUACUUCAUUAUUAUUGAGUAGUCGGUCAAGAUUCACCGAGUACCGACUCUGAGGUAGCACUAAGACUGUCUCGGUCACCGACCUGGUGUCUCUUUCUCUCAGCUGAGCCACAUGCCCGAGACAAAUACUCC
Chaetomium strumarium is the source of this 1408-nucleotide messenger RNA. RefSeq names its product serine hydrolase FSH. Gene Ontology annotation, biological process: secondary metabolic process. NCBI's taxonomy places the organism in Eukaryota, Fungi, Ascomycota, Sordariomycetes, Sordariales, Chaetomiaceae. Gene Ontology annotation, cellular component: nucleus; cytoplasm. The transcript is spliced from 4 exons. Gene Ontology annotation, molecular function: hydrolase activity. The record is from RefSeq and is a predicted model, not a curated record. Bases 402 to 1163 code for a protein of 253 amino acids.